UAGUUUGGUUGCACGACGCGGUGUGUUGCCGGCAGAUCUGGAAGGGAGGACAGUGUCGGUGCAGUGGAGUUCUGGAGCUGAAGAUGGGAUUCGUGGCCACUGGUCUGGCUGCGGCAUUAGUUUUUUUCGUAACGUCUUCUAAGGCACUGAAAGAAGGGGAGUGUGAAGUAUGUUUGUCAUUCUUGGAACGAUUUUAUAACUCCUUGAAAGAGCAAGAUGUAAACUUCACUCCUGAUGUUAUAGAAGAACAUCUAAUCCAGCAAUGCAUGGAUGUCAAGGGCAAGGAGAACCGAUUUUGCUAUUACAUUGGAGCAACAGGUGAUGCAGCCACCAAGAUAGUUAAAGAAGUCUCCAGACCCAUGAGCAAUCAUGUGCCAGUUACUAAGAUCUGCGAAAAACUGAAGAAGAGCGACAGUCAAAUCUGUGAUCUAAAAUAUGACAAACAGGUGGACCUAAGUACAGUUGAUCUGAAGAAGCUGCGAGUUAAGGAGCUGAGGAAGAUUCUGGAUGAGUGGGGUGAGUCGUGUAAAGGCUGCGCGGAGAAAUCUGACUUCAUCCGGAAAAUCACAGACCUGAUGCCCAAGUAUGCUCCCCUUGCUGCCAAAUCACGGAACGAACUCUAGUGAAGCUCGAGGAUGCCCUGCCUCCAAUUCGUUAUUGUACAUUUCCAUUGGUUUUCACUUGCCUUUUUGUAUUUAUUAAUAAAAAGGGGACUUUAAUGUCUUGAGAUUUGCUAUAAAAUAAACUGAUUUGUGGGAAGUGUUGCUUGUGAUGUUUUGGGGGGUCAAUGAGUUAGAAAAUGGAAAUGUUUGUAAAAGUUGAUUUAAAAAAUGUACGAUGGCUGGAUUUCUAAGCAGUAAAAUGGAAUGUGGUCACGCAGCAAUUCCCUGAGAGUAUAGUAGCAUCUUUUUUUGAUGGUUAACACAGUUCUACAUUGUGAUUCACCUUCUAGGCCUUUGGUUCAAAUCUAUUACUAAUUGCCUGGGUUAGUCAGCACCCCUUGCAGUAAGGGUCUCGUGAAAUCAGUUGGAAUAAUUUGAACCUAUUCCUCAUUGCCUUGAGCUGUAAACAAACUUCAUAAGUUGGGUAUUUGGCAUUCCAGGCAUUUCUUUAGUAAAAUGUCUCUUAUGUGCAGCAAUUUCCAGCCCAGGUCUAAACUAGCAGAUCUAUAUGCUGAAACAGGAAUUGAUCUGAUACUCUGGCUACAUUUGCAAAGAUUUGCAAUUUAUUUUGUACAGCAAUCUGCACUGGCAAAUGUAUGUUUAUAAACACAACAAGUGCAGACAUGGGAUGAAACUGUGGUGAUUUCUCAUGCCCUUCUCUGCAGUCCUCUGGCCCUUCUUACUCAAGCCAUGGUUCCUUUUUGAAGAACUCUGGUAAGGGAGAGAAGUAGAGAGUACACCCCACUGAGGGGAGGUGGAGGAUAUAUUUCCAAGCUGUGCUGGGUGAGAUUUAUACUGAAGAUAUGCUUCAUAAUGUCAUGUUAAAGCAGUGAUGGCCUUGACAGCUCAGAUGGGAGGGUGAAGGUGCUUGGAGCUGACAUUGUAGUACUGUCUUCCUUCUCUGGUAGAAAUACCACUGACCUUCAGUGCAAAGACCUACACUUGCUCUCUGUCUCACCCAUUUUCAAGUAGGAAAGCAAGUUGUCCAGUGUGUCACUCGGAGCUCCCAGUACACUCUUAGAUAUCUAUUUACCCAUUAUUUUUGUUGUAUUUACAAAAAAAAUUGCUCAUUAAACAUUUUUCUAAAUAAA
Messenger RNA from Hemiscyllium ocellatum (epaulette shark), 1753 nucleotides. RefSeq names its product mesencephalic astrocyte-derived neurotrophic factor (gene manf). Lineage: Eukaryota; Metazoa; Chordata; Chondrichthyes; Orectolobiformes; Hemiscylliidae. The transcript has 4 exons. Bases 84 to 623 code for a protein of 179 amino acids. Gene Ontology annotation, cellular component: endoplasmic reticulum. The record is from RefSeq and is a predicted model, not a curated record. Gene Ontology annotation, biological process: neuron projection development; dopaminergic neuron differentiation.